Molecule: messenger RNA, 4577 nt
Organism: Mauremys mutica (yellowpond turtle)
Lineage: Eukaryota; Metazoa; Chordata; Testudines; Geoemydidae
Product: blood vessel epicardial substance-like
Exons: 16
Cellular component (GO): sarcolemma
Molecular function (GO): cAMP binding
Source: RefSeq, a predicted model, not a curated record
AGUCACUCCUGAGAGAGAAGGGGAGUUGGCAAAAAACAAGGCGGAAUCCUACCAGGGAGUAAGCCCUGGGAUCCUGCCUUGGACUACAGACUCUUGCAAAAACCUGAGAGGGAGUGAAGUAGUCAUGGGGAGCAGAGGAAGCUUUAGUGGCAACCCACGGGGCCAGAAGAUAGGAAAAGUAGGAAGGAGGCUGAGGAAACAGCAACAGGAUCUGAGAUUGUUUAGAUCAUGGUUCCUAGUCAUAGGGUCCCUGGGCUGGAACCCAGAGUAGUGGGUGGGCCUGGGUUCCCCUACCAGCCAGUGGGGAAGCGGCACAGUCCAGAGAGUGGAGCAGAGGACUGCCUGAAACAGAUUGUCUAGGGGGACUUUGAUACCCUGAAAAGAGAAAAUUGUAGUGAUCUGUCCAGAGGGCCAAGCCACAAAGAGGGAGCAACUGAGUCCAGAGAUAGAAAGACACCCCCCACCCCCUGUGGUGAGCAAACAAAGGAGGGAGAGUCAGACUGGUUGAGAGCCAACCCCCAGAUGUGGCCAUAAGGAGGUGCUACAACAUUUGGAGGCAGGGCUGUUGAGAAGGAGAUAGCAAGACAACCUUGGUAUUUUAUGGAGUAAUCAGAUUUCCAUGAUCCUGAAUGAAUCAUUUUAGGCAGAUAAAAAAUACAAGACUUUUGAAAUGAAUCCAAGAGGAGACUAAUUACUCAGCUGGCUGAUUCAAAGCAUGAUAGGCAAGGGGCAAAUCCUUGCUGAUGCUCUCAAAAGAAACUGAACUCCGUCCCCAAGGGCACUGUCUUCCCUCCUCAACAGUGCCACAGAAGAAGUGGUGGACAACAAUGAGCCCCGCAUGGUGUGAUGAACAUAAGCCAGAUCAGAUCAUGUUAUGGAUCCAACCAAACUGGAAGGAUACAUGAGCCGGUGAGAAGGAACAUGGACUUCUGAGAACACUAACUUCCUAGAUGCUUAAAAUAGAAGAGCCUGGGAUUAUGGUGAUCAGUUACCAAUGGCUAGAAAGAUGGAAAAGCAAUGGACCCCUCUAUCUGUACCUAUAUAAAUAAAGUUUUAGAAGGCAGAGAGAACUUAAACUGAACCAAAUAAUUAUUUCAGCCAUGGGAGAAAAUGAAAGUUUUUGGGAGAGCUUGAUAUAUGCACAUCCUACCUGUGUAGCCUGGAAGCAAGAGCCAGAGGGAUCAAUAUACCAUCUAGCUAGUAUUCUAUUUGUUGUUGGCUUCAUGGGAGGAAGUGGAUUCUUUGGGCUAAUGUACGUCUUCAGUUUGCUUGGAUUGGGUUUUCUCUGCUCUUCUAUAUGGGCUUGGCUGGAUAUAUGUGCUGCUGAUAUCUUCUCCUGGAAUUUUGUCCUCUUUGUGAUAUGCUUCAUACAAUUUAUUUAUGUUACCUACCAAGUUCGGAGUGUUUCCUUUGAAAAAGAAUUCCAGGAACUCUACAGUUCUCUUUUUCAGCCUCUGGGAAUCUCCUUGACUGUUUUUAGGAAGAUUGUCUUGUGUUGUGAUGCAGAAGUGAUUACUUUGGAGAAGGAGCAUUGUUAUGCUAUGCAAGGCAAAACACCUAUUGAUAAACUCUCUAUGCUUGUGUCUGGAAGGAUCAGAGUGACCGUUGAUGGAGAGUUUCUGCAUUAUAUUUUCCCCCUUCAAUUUCUGGAUUCCCCUGAAUGGGAUUCCCUAAGACCCACAGAAGAGGGUAUUUUCCAGGUAACUCUUACAGCAGAGACGGACUGUCGAUAUGUGGCUUGGAGGAGAAAGAAACUGUAUUUGCUGUUUGCUAAACACCGUUUCAUCUCACGUCUGUUUUCAAUUUUAAUUGGGAGUGACAUUGCUGAUAAACUAUAUGCCUUGAAUGACAGAGUGCACUGGGGCCGGGGUCUGGGGUGAAGAUUCUUCAAGAUGAAUACUACAGAAAUCAAUUCAUUCACCAUGACUCCAUUAGGUUUUAUACCAGAUUUCAAAAAUGCCACCCUUGUACCUGUCAAUGAGACUGCGUGUGAAAACUGGAGUGAGGUUCAUCAUCUGGUUUUUCAUGUGGCAAAUAUUUGUUUUGCAGUUGGAUUGGUUAUUCCAACCACUUUGAAUUUCCAUAUGAUUUUCCUGCGAGGCUUGCUUGCUACAGGAUGUGUACUUUUUAUCAUCUGGGCUAUGCUGUACCGUUGUGCCUUGGAUAUAAUGAUCUGGAAUUCGGUGUUCUUGGUUCUUAACGUCUUGCAUUUUGUAUAUCUACUGUACAAGAGAAGACCGAUCAAGAUAGAGAAGGAGUUCAGUAGUCUGUACAAGAGAAUGUUUGAACCACUCCAUGUACCUCCAGAACUGUUCAAGAGAUUAACUGGACAAUUCUGCAACAUUCAGACUUUAAAAACAGGUCAAGCAUAUGCUGCAGAGGACAAAACAUCAGUUGAUGAUCGACUAAGUAUCCUGCUAAAGGGAAAAAUGAAGGUCUCCUAUCGAGGGCAUUUUCUGCAUAAUAUUUACCCCUGUGCCUUUAUAGAUUCUCCUGAAUUUCGAUCAACUCAGAUGAACCGGGGUGAGAAAUUCCAGGUCACCAUUACUGCAGAUGACAACUGUAAGUUUCUGUGCUGGUCCAGGGAACGACUCACUUACUUUCUGGAAUCUGAACCAUUCCUUUAUGAAAUAUUUAGGUAUCUUAUUGGUAAAGAUAUUACAAACAAACUCUACUCAUUGAAUGAUCCAACACUAAAUGAUAAGACUUCCAAAAAAAUGGAGGAGCAGCCCAGCCUUUGCUCACAGCUCUCAGUGAUGCAGAUGAGAAACAGCAUGGCUAGUUCCAGUGACAGUGAAGAUGGCUUGCAGCAGUUUCUUCGUGGGUCUUCCACCGCUUCCUCUCUUCGAAAUAACCAACAAGAUUUCUAUAAUACUUAUGGAGUGGGUCGUUUGCAGCAUGAUGUUUUCUGUUGAUAACAUCACAUAUUAACCCAACAUCCUCAAAAAGGCCGCACAUCUCCCUAUAUGAGAACUUCGGCAAAAAUGAAACCAAUAGAAGAAAGUGGUGAAGAUGAUGUCUUUGAACUACCCUCUGCUGUUAAGCCUGAAGUUCAGUGACUGCCUUGAACAGAUGGUCUCGAACAUCCAGGGACACCGUAGACAUGGCAAAAGCAAGAAGCUUAAUUUGAUGGGAUUCUGAAAACUAUCAGCACCCUUUACUUCCAGAGAAUUAUACCACAAUAUACCUGUUAGUGGCUUCUAGAUAAAGAUGCCAAGUUUUAUUUAUUCUCCUUUAAAAAAAAAGGCAUAGAUUAUAUUUUUAGUUAUUGGCCAGGAGUUUUGAAUGGUUGUGUUUUUACUUUGGCUCUCUCUCAAGUUAAAUUCAGUUUUAAGCAACAGACUAGUCUGAAAUUUUAUUCGCUUAUUGAGUACCAUUUUCAAAAUCAGCCAAGUCCCAUUUUUCUAAGCCACUUAGGAGCCUAAGUCCCAGUGAAAGUGAAUGGGAAUGUUUGAAAAUUUGACCCAAUAUCAUUUGUACCCAACACCAUAGUUAUUAAUAUUGCAAUUUCAAAAUGAAAUUAAUACACACAGUUUUUUGUGUGUGCAUGAAUGUAUGUGCUUAUAUUUUAGACAGAGAAAACCAUUUUAAAAGAACAUUAAAGUUGCAAAGUCAAGCACUCAAAAGUUAGGAAAGGCCAGAAUUAAGUUUCCCAUGCAACCUGUAUUGGCCCCUUUAUGUGUAUACAUUAUGAUGCAAUUUUUCAUUACAUUAUCACAUUCUGUUUCCCACAAGAGUUUGGCAAAAUGUAUAGAUUUGACACAAAGGCCAUCCUUCUGCCAAAUUGCAAGUCUCUGCUCUAAUGCAUGGGGAUUCUAAAGCAUCUUAAAAAAAAAGUCACUAGAAUUUUUAAACAUGGCCAAAAUAAUGUAUUUUUCCCUAGUUUUGUUCUUGGAAACAGCUGCACCGUUUUGGCUAAAGUUUUCCAAAGUAGUUCUCCUGAGGGAGACUCCUAGUAUGGGAAAUUUCAGCCCAAAGAGUUAUAGUUUGGCAAAAUUAUAAGUAGCUGAAAAAAGUCUCUCUCAUAAGGGGAAGUGUUGGGCAGCCUUAAUAAUAGGUGGCACUACCAGCUCCACCUAUAGUGUGAGCACAUGAAUAAAUAAAAUCAAUGUAUUUGUCACACAAUAAUAAACUGUAUUCAUUGUCAAAGAGCAUAAUGGCAGAUACAACAGUCUAUGUAACAAUUUAAGAUGACAGAAUGUGGAGACUAGAAUAUGACAAAUAAUGAGAUUGGAUAACAGUUGGAAUCUGGCUUAAACUCACUCUAUGAAUUUUACUGUGAUCAUCGUCCUAGUAUCGGCAGUGAAGUUAAGCCUAAGAGUGUCCUUGAAUCAGCCUGUGCCUAUGGUAUAUCAUCUGUUUUUACACUGUUCUGAAGCUCUUGCAACGCCAAAGGACAACACUUGUUUUUGUGGUUUUAAAUUCAAUUUUUAUGUUACUUCAGUGUGUCUUGUGGUUUUUGUUUUCUGCAUAUUAAAAAUUCUCAUUGAGGUGAGCCAUAGUUACAUAUUUAUGUAAAUAUAUGUUAAAUACAUUUUACAUCUCACAUCAUGUAUGCAGUAAAUCAUGCUGGCUCC